AUCGGGUUGCGGCGGCGACAGGAUCGGUGGUGUUGUGAUUGAAUGAAAGGCUCAACACUGCAAUUUAUGUAAACUUUGACCUGAUAUCCGAUUUUAAUUUUAUUAAAAUGAUUCACGAGCUCCUGUUGGCGUUAAGUGGAUACCCUGGGACUAUAUUCACAUGGAACAAACGGACAGGUUUACAGGUCUCCCAGGACCUGCCCUUUCUCCAUCCCAGUGAGACCAGUGUCCUGAACCGCCUCUGCAAACUGGGAUCCGAUUACAUUCGCUUCACAGAGUUCAUAGAGCAACACACAGGCCAUGUCCACCAGCAGGAGCACCACUCCAUUCAGACAAACCAGGCCGGACUCAAUGGGGUUUACCUGCGGGCUUUCUGCACGGGACUGGACUCCAUGCUACAGCCUUAUAGACAGGCUCUCCUGGACCUCGAACAAGAGUUUCUUGGCGACCCACAUCUCUCCAUAUCUCAUGUGAAUUAUAUGUUGGAUCAGUUUCAGUUGCUGUUUCCCUCUGUUAUGGUGGUGGUGGAGACAAUAAAGUCCCAGAAGAUCCACGGCUGUCAGAUCCUGGAGACGGUGUACAAGCACAGCUGUGGAGGUCUGCCCCCUGUUCGCAUGGCCCUGGAGAAGAUCCUGGCGGUGUGCCACGGGGUGAUGUACAAGCAGCUGGCGGCGUGGAUGCUGCAUGGUCUGCUGCUGGACCAGAGUGAGGAGUUCUAUGUGAAGCAGGGGCCCAGCGCUGGAGGGGCCGCCGCCAACCAGGAGGAGGACGAGGAGGACCUGGGGAUUGGAGGCCUCAGCGGUAAACAGCUGAAAGAACUACAGGACCUGAGGCUGAUAGAGGAAGAGAACAUGCUGGCUCCGUCCCUGCAGCAGUUCUCUCUGCGGGCUGAGAUGCUGCCCUCCUACGUCCCCAUCCGCGUGGCUGAGAAGAUCCUCUUCGUGGGGGAGUCCGUCCAGAUGUUUGAGAACCACAACCACAGCCCGUCCAGAGCUGGCUCUAUACUGAAGCAUCAGGAGGACAUGUUUGCUACAGAGCUGCACCGUCUCAAACAGCAGCCCCUCUUCAGCCUAGUGGACUUUGAGAACCUCAUAGACGGCAUCCGCAGCACCGUGGCAGAGCACCUGUGGACAUUAAUGGUGGAGGAAUCUGAUCUCCUGGGGCAACUGAAGAUCAUAAAGGACUUUUACCUGUUGGGCCGUGGUGAGCUGUACCAGGUGUUCAUUGACCACGCUCAGCACAUGCUCAAGACCCCACCCACGGCUGUCACUGAACACGAUGUAAAUGUGGCCUUUCAGCAGGCUGCCCACAAGGUGUUGUUGGACGACGACAACCUCCUGCCUCUCCUGCACCUCACCAUCGACUACCAGGGGAAGGAGAGCAAAGAUGCCACAGGGACCCGGGAAGGGGCCACUCCCCCACAGGAGUCCUCCCCCAGGGAGGUGCCCCCUACGGGCUGGGCUGCUCUGGGAUUGGCCUACAAGGUCCAGUGGCCCCUGCACAUCCUCUUCACCCCUGCCGUUCUGGAGAAGUAUAAUGUGAUAUUUCGUUACCUGCUGAGUGUGCGGCGGGUGCAGUCUGAGCUGCAGCACUGCUGGGCUCUACAGAUGCAGAGGAAACACCUCAAAUCCAACCAGACAGAUGCUGUCAAGUGGAGGCUACGCAACCACAUGGCUUUCCUGGUGGACAAUCUGCAGUACUACCUACAGGUGGACGUGCUGGAGUCUCAGUUCUCUCAGCUGCUGCAGCAGAUCAACUCCACCAGAGACUUUGAGAGCAUCCGGCUGGCCCACGACCACUUCCUUAGCAACCUGCUAGCACAGUCCUUCAUCCUGCUCAAGCCGGUGUUCCACUGUCUGAAUGAGAUCCUGGAGCUGUGUCAUAACUUCUGCUCAUUGGUCAGCCAGAACGUGGCUCCGCUGGAUGAGAGAGGAACAGCCCAACUGGACAUCUUGGUCAAGGGUUUCAGUCGUCAGUCCUUCCUGCUCUUCAAGAUCCUGUCAGGUGUCAGAAACCACCAGAUCAACUCUGACCUGGCUCAGUUGCUGCUCAGGCUGGACUACAACAAGUACUACACCCAGUCAGGAGGCACCCUGGGCAGUUUCUGAUUGGGAGAGAAAAUGGAGGAGGAUUUCCAGAGGUCUUGAGUACAAGCAUUCCAGACCAUUUAUCUUCAAGUCGGAUGGAAGGACUUGAAAAUCAGUAUGUUGUUGCUUAACCCCAUUGUGUCCUGAAACGUCUCUGAUACUAUCUUCAUUUCAAUGAAUGUCCUGUAUGGUUCCUCUAGCCUGGUCCCAGAUCGGUUUGCUCUGUAUGAGUUGGCUAUACAGCACAAACCGAUUUUGAGAACAGGCUGUUUCAAUCAGAUACAAGCUCUGUUACUUACCCUAUUGUAUAAAUUGUAAAUACUGUAUCAUUAAUGUGUGUGCCUUUUCAUGAAGAAACAGACAAAUAAACCAUAAUUAAAAUGAAA
Messenger RNA from Salvelinus fontinalis (brook trout), 2473 nucleotides. RefSeq names its product tubulin, gamma complex associated protein 4 (gene tubgcp4). Gene Ontology annotation, molecular function: gamma-tubulin binding; microtubule minus-end binding. The transcript has 18 exons. Gene Ontology annotation, cellular component: equatorial microtubule organizing center; spindle pole; centrosome. The record is from RefSeq and is a predicted model, not a curated record. Gene Ontology annotation, biological process: spindle assembly; microtubule nucleation; cytoplasmic microtubule organization. Lineage: Eukaryota; Metazoa; Chordata; Actinopteri; Salmoniformes; Salmonidae. Bases 108 to 2108 code for a protein of 666 amino acids.